Molecule: messenger RNA, 566 nt
Organism: Eruca vesicaria subsp. sativa (arugula)
Lineage: Eukaryota; Viridiplantae; Streptophyta; Magnoliopsida; Brassicales; Brassicaceae
Source: the annotation of a GenBank genome assembly
GUUGUCCCCACUUCAUCGUGCUUCCUCGUGUCCGGUUCCAGGAAAACACGAGAAGUAAUCAAUCUCAAAGGGUCAAAAGAUGGCAUCGGUUUGCAGAUCAGCGGUAAUGAGUGGUUCCAGAAAUUUAGUAUCAAGAUACAGAACUGUUACUCAACAGUGCCUAAAUCUUAAACCCACAACGACGACGACUUCAUCUCAUUUUGUUUCAGUCUCCCAAUCCAUUCCUCGCGCUUCAAGGGUUCUGUCGGCUUUGGGAAGCGUUGAAACAAUGAUACCGCUUCACAGUGCGGUUGCUUCAGCUCGGCUCCGUUCAAGCAUCGCUGCUGAUUCCUCCUGCUGGAGCUGCCUUUCCCACGAGCUGGGAGUUCCUCGGUGACACCAAGCGUCAAUGGGAUAUAUAUUGUACUGCUUAAGACUCUACUUGAUGUUACCAGUUAUUGGACCUAUUUCAAGGUUUACGGCCAUACUAUUUUUUUUUUGUUUCCCAAUUCGUUUUGUGCUUAAUGCGAUAGCCAAUAUGACUGACUUGUUGGAGCAGGGGAGAUGGAUAAUAAAUAUCUCAGAAG